Hyaloscypha bicolor E is the source of this 750-nucleotide messenger RNA. Its product is annotated as S-adenosyl-L-methionine-dependent methyltransferase. Bases 1 to 750 code for a protein of 249 amino acids. The record is from RefSeq and is a predicted model, not a curated record. Lineage: Eukaryota; Fungi; Ascomycota; Leotiomycetes; Helotiales; Hyaloscyphaceae. The transcript has 3 exons.
AUGUCGAACACCACUAUUGUCGCAGGCUUUUACAACAGAAACGCGGAAAUAGAAAAUAAUCGCCUGGUUGACGGGAAGCUCGAGUUUGCGGUUACUAUGAGGACGAUUCUAGACGCACUGCCGAAAGGCAACUUUCUUCGAAUUGCGGACAUAGGUGGAGGCACGGGGCGGUACGCCAUGGAGUUGGCCAAAUUGGGUCACAAAGUGACCUUGACAAUUAUCUGCGCUGAUGCAUCAAAGUUGCGAGAGUCAGUCUUCUCACAAGAUGACAAAUUUGACGUAGUGUUGCUACUCGGACCGCUUUAUCACCUCCUGGGGCGCGAGGAGCGUAUUGCUGCGCUCUCUGCUUGCGCUGCUCUGACGAAACCGAAUGGGAUGGUCUUCGCCUCGUUCAUUACAAGGUUCGGCCACUUGAGAGAUGUGGCGCGGCGGGAUCCCGGGCGGCUUGCUCGCGAAACUGAGUUUUAUAAUGAGUAUUUGGAGAAUGGGAAAUAUGAUAGGAGAAAAGACUGCUUCUCACAUCAUACACAUCCGACAGAAAUACGGGACCUCUUGCGAGGAAUCCUUGAGUUAAGUGUUGAGAGACUUGUGGCGUGUGAGAGCUUUCUUGGGUUUGCGUCCGCGACUGGCUUAAACUGUCUGGGUGAGGAUGGGUUUCAAGCUUGGGUGGAGGUCGCAUUGCCGUUUGCUAGUGAUCCUUGUGCCCUUGGGGCUUCGGAGCAUAUUCUCGCUGUUGCUCGACGGGUUUAA